Molecule: messenger RNA, 276 nt
Organism: Prorocentrum cordatum
Lineage: Eukaryota; Dinophyceae; Prorocentrales; Prorocentraceae
Source: the annotation of a GenBank genome assembly
AUGCCGUGGAUGCGCGCGGUCGCCCAGCGGGCGCCCGCCGGCAUCUACGACGAGCUGUGGGAGCUGGACGAGGGCAGGUGCUCCGUGAGCGGGCGCGUGCGGCUGCGGGGUCUCAAGGAGGGCGCCGCCGGCACGAAGGCGGCCUCGCUGGUCUCCUUGGAGUGGGAGGACCCUGCCGCCGCCGUGCUCACGGACGAGCAGGGCGAGGCCCCCGCCGACGGCGACGCGGCACCCCGGCCGCUGUUCUCGUACGUCGCGCCGCAGAUACUCGCCCAG